Messenger RNA from Cynara cardunculus var. scolymus (artichoke), 1486 nucleotides. RefSeq names its product protein JINGUBANG-like. Lineage: Eukaryota; Viridiplantae; Streptophyta; Magnoliopsida; Asterales; Asteraceae. Gene Ontology annotation, molecular function: protein binding. The coding region runs from base 80 to 1486 and encodes 468 amino acids. The transcript has a single exon. The record is from RefSeq and is a predicted model, not a curated record.
CUCAACGCCAGGAAACAUCAACGCCAAUUCACACAACGAUGGCAAUGAACAAGGGCAGAAGCAGGCCGCCGGCAAGUUUAUGAACAACAGCGAUCAUAAUCAUCCCAAGGAUAUCGUGGAGGAGCUGUCUUUUCGCCUGAGUAAAAUGUCUCCGAACAACCCUCCUCUGCAAUUGGAGGACAAUGAAUCUCCGACGGAGGAUGACGUGUAUUCAUAUGCAUCGCGUGUAUUCUUUGGUGCUUCGGCUCCCAACCAGAUGUCUCCAUUGACAAGGUCUCCAUGGCAAUCUUAUGUAGAAAGAUCGGUGCCUGAUUGCUCUGAUUCUCAAUCUACUUAUACCGGUUUAAUGGCUUCUCUCGUCCGUGAAGAAGGCAAUAUAUAUUCGUUAGCAGCAGUCGGAGAUUUGCUCUACACCGGAUCUGAUAGCAAGAACAUUCGUGUUUGGAAGAACCACAAGGAAUUUUCUUGGUUCAAAUCGAAUAGUGGAUUGGUUAAAUCCAUCGUAAUUGCCGGUGAGAAAAUCUUCACCGGCCACCAGGACGGGAAAAUUAGGGUUUGGAAGGUGUCGCCUAAGAACCCUAGCACCCAUAAACGUAUUGGGACUUUACCCACUUUUAAAUCCAUAUUGAAGAAGUCCAUGAAGCCAAAGAAUUAUACCGAAGUGAGAAGAAAUCAAAACAAACUUUGGAUCAAACAUUUCGAUGCGAUUGCUAGUCUUAGCUUGAGCGAAGAUCAAUCGCUUCUUUAUUCAGGUUCCUGGGACAGAACGAUUAAAGUUUGGAGGGUAUCGGAUUUUAAGUGUAUGGAAUCAAUCUCUGCACAUGAUGAUGCCAUUAACUCGGUGGUCACCGGAUUCGAUGGUAUGAUUUUCUCGGGAUCAGCGGAUGGGACGGUGAAGGCGUGGCGGAGGGAGUAUCAAGGGAAGAGAACGAAACAUAUGUUUUUAGACAAUUUGUUGAAGCAGGAAUGUGCUGUGACGUCGCUGGUUAUUAAUCAAGCGGGCACGGUGGUUUACGGUGGUUCGUCGGACGGUUUUUUACAUUUUUGGGAGCGAGAGAAGCUGUGGUCUCGCGGAGGGCUUUUGCGAGGUCAUAAGCUGGCUGUUCUGUGCUUGACGGCAGCCGGAAAUUUGGUUUUCAGCGGUUCGGCAGAUACCAACAUUUGUGUGUGGAAGAGAGAAGAGGGAGGAGAGCAUAAGUGUUUGUAUAUGCUGACCGGACAUUCUGGACCGGUGAAGUGUUUAGCGGUGGAGGAUGAGCGGCGAGGGUCGGUGUGCCAGUGUAGUAACAGGAUUUGGACUGUGUACAGCGGCAGCUUGGAUAAGUCGGUGAAGAUAUGGAGGGUGUCUACAGAGAAGGCGGCGGAGGUGGAGAGUCAACAAGCAGCGGCGGCGGCGGCGGCGCAACGACCAAGCAGCUCGUCGUCACGGCCUAUAAGCUCUUCAGGACAAAUGUUAUCAUCGCAUGGUCGACUAAUAGCUAACUAG